Molecule: messenger RNA, 2977 nt
Organism: Acanthaster planci (crown-of-thorns starfish)
Lineage: Eukaryota; Metazoa; Echinodermata; Asteroidea; Valvatida; Acanthasteridae
Gene: gemin2
Product: gem nuclear organelle associated protein 2
Biological process (GO): spliceosomal complex assembly; spliceosomal snRNP assembly
Cellular component (GO): SMN complex; nucleus; spliceosomal complex
Source: RefSeq, a predicted model, not a curated record
AAGUUUGCAUGCUACGCAUUGAGUCGCUAGCUUUGUGAGAAACGUGUUAUUAUCUGGUCCAGUAAAUGCUAGUCCAAUUUCCGGACGAACAACGAUAGGCAUGAUACUUAGCAUGCCUAGGCCUACCCCAGAAGCUUUACAUUUGCUCACUUUUUUUUUCUAACUUGCCAAUAAAAUUUUAGGGUAUCACCGAAAAUUUGGGUCGGUCGCGAAAUCGGAAGCAUUAUUUUAGCAUCUGAAAGUUGGAUUCCGUGGUCGUUAUUUGGGUAUUCAAACGAUGUUUUUACUAGUUGCAUCCACUCUAGGCCUAUGCCUCUGUUACUAAAGAAUAGAGUGAACGAUAAUCGAUGGGGCGAAGUGGGGAUGAGGCGAAGUGGAAAUGGGGCGAAGUGACCGACACCCAUCCAGAAGUGUGGGGUUAGACCCCGAUGUCUUCCCCACUCCCAAGAACGUUUGUCAGAGUGGGGGCGGGUGUUCAUGGGAGUGGGGCGAAAGUUGGACCUCACAGUUCUGGAGGAGGCCUAACUCAUUAGGCCAUACAGUUCUUACUUCCUGAACAAUUCUUGGCAUAUAUUCUUAUGCGAUCGGGAGCUGUUUGUGUUGUGAUGUACCACAAUGGAUGAUCUUUGCAGGCCGGCCUUGUUUGUCUCCGUGCACAGCUCAGAUGAGGAGGUGGACAUGUCGCGUCCACCCACAUCGGCUGAGGAGUAUCUUCGCAGAGUGAGAUUGGAAGCUCAGAGUUGCCCAAGCACUGUCGUCGCAGAAGUGGACCGAGAUAUGUUCAGAGGAAAGCAGACUGUCAUGUUUUCCAACUCCACAGGUUUUAGCCCUGCACCAGCUGGUUACGCACCAACCAUUGAGUGGCAGAGAUACCAGGCAGCAUCCUUCUCAGAGCUGAGGCAGAAGCUAGGACAUCACCGGUCGAAAGUUGCAAGCCAACCCAAGAGCAGUAGACCCACCUUGCCAAGACUACAAGAAGAAGAGGCCUGGUGCGUCCUCUGUUUUGGAAAUGACUUCUGGCAGAGGUUGCUGUCACGGAAAGGAAAAGAAACGAGGGCAGAUCAAGAUAUCGAGGAAGCCACCCCAGGUCAGGAAAUGAGAACACAUAAAGGUGUUCCUCCCCUACUGAGCAUUGUCUCCGCUAUGGAACAGCCCACAGUCUGUCAACUUUUGGAGUACCACAUUGAGUGGCUGAACCACCUUGGCUUCAGUGUCUCUCAGGGAUGUUGGCUCUUUGCUCUGCUGGCUUGCCUUGAGAAACCAUUGCUCCCUGAGGCAGCAUCAAUGCUGCGAACCCUAGCCAGGCACUGCUCAGCAAUACGUGCCUCUCUGGAAACUAAGGAGGAUCAGCGCUUGGCCCCUCUCAAUCUUCUCAUCUCCUUAGUAGCGAGGUAUUUCGACCAAUCAGACUUGGCCGACAGUGGAUGAGAGCUUUUUUCCUCACUUGGCAUUAUUAGUAGUUGCAUUUGACCACCAAAGUCCCCUAUUCGGUUUAUCUGCUUAGACUUGGUUCAAGCCACCAGUGUUGUCUAGCUGCGGAUGAUGAUCAACUGACUAGCUCAAGCAGGAUGUCUUGCCAGACUUACUUCAAACUAUACCCCAUUACAACGUUAAGCCACUCGUUGAAAAGAUCUGUCUGAUUUGAUCUUUUAUCUACUAAACCUGAAGUUUUUGUUUUGACAUAUUUGCUUGAUUCGUCAAGUUUGAAAAAAAAAAGCUUUGAAAAUGCUGUGUUUAAAAUUCCUGAGAACAUGUGCAGUAGUAAAGUUGUAUGUUCAGUUCACACACAGUGGCACUUGAGGUCUGAGUUGAUGCUUCACACAAGUUUAAAAGCAGAACUUUACGUCACAUUUAGAGUUUGUGUAGACCAGAAGCUCUAAAAGCAGUGUAUAUUGAGGUUUUUAAAAGUUUAAGAAAUGUGGGUGAAACAGCCCAAAUUGUUGUCUUGUCCAUGUAAAUAAAGAUGUCAACUACUUUCAGAGGCAUAUACUGAAAACUUUGUCUACUGUCUGAAAUUGUCUAAAAUGGAUAUGUCUGAAAGGUAAUUGCUUUAGUCAUUUUGCUGUAUUGCAGAAUGGGGCCAAAAUUAGUCUAGUGUAUUCAUUAAUUACCCUCUAAUUUUGUAGGGAAAAAAAAUCAUUUUUCUAGCAUAAUUGUAAUCAUUAAAAUGUGAUAUUUAGCGUUUUAUUUUAACCCCACUUAUUUGUAGGGUCAACCUUGGUAUUAAGCAGAAAUGUUCUGAAUGAAGUUGAGUGAAAAAAUCUGGUAAAUUGCAUGUUCUUUAUUUUACGUGUGUCAUAACGUGAAGUUAGACCCUUGGUUGUUUUUGGAAAUAUUUUUAAUGUAAAGCCUUCCUGCUUUGCCCCAUCUUUACACAAGACCAGGUAGACCCCUUUAUUUACGAUAAACAACUGAAUCAAUUUAAAAAAAUCCCAGUAACCAAUUCUUGUUUAAUGUCUCGAGUAUUCGGGGCUCGUUUGUAAACUUCUUAAACCCGAACAGCCAACAAUUAUUCCAAAACAAUGUGACUAGAGGAAGUCUAGGUUUUGUGCAUAUUGCGGAAUAGGGGUUUUCCCUACGUGAAGGAGAAAUAUCACUGUCACCGAACACGCAAGGAUAUUUCUCCCUUAAAUCUCGCCCCAUUGACGUCAGAGCCGUAAGAAAAGCCUUGAUUGACUUCAGGCCGUCUUCAAGGAUCCUUGUGCCACAAAUUGUUUGUCUUUCUGUGCUGGUCAAGGUACUUAUUUUUAUUUAAGUAGGCCUCUAAAAAUGAAGUCUACCUCGCAACCGGCAAGUUCAAGUUGAUGGUCACUGGUUUGACGGUGCAUUACGUUGAUGCAUUAACAUUAAUUAUAAACUAGGGGGCUUGCAUGAUAGCCAACUGCAACAUGUUGAACUUGGCCAAGAAAGAUGAUGUACUUUGACUUCAAGGGAAUACCACAGAAUUAAUGAUUCGUUAAGAACUCUAAAUGGAUUG